AUGAGCAUCUCGCUUAAGCAUAUACCCUGCCCGGCUGGGGCCAACUGCUCGGCCUACAAGUGCCUCUUUGGCGGCCAUCCAGGAGACAACGACGGCCCGGCGUCGUCAGCAGCAGGAGCCGUUUACAAAGAUGAAGUCGGCCUGUCUGGCAAUGAUUCAGAUACUACUGGCCCUUGGAAAGCCCGCAGGCUGGAUUCGCCUCGGCAGACCACUUCUAGGAACGCACUCAACCCGUCCACGAGCCGACCGGUACCACCAGGUGGCGAGCGCAAUCCAGCUUCGUCGCUUCUUCACUCGAUCCGGAGGCCAAUUUCGCCGCCGCCCAACAGGCGAGCCGUUGAUAUUAUACAAGCCACGAAUUCUUCGACCCCGGCCGAACCUGCGAAGCAAGAAUCACUCAACCCUCGGCUCCUCAAGGAGUCGCCCGCCACUCAUGAACUGCGGCUGAAGCUGUCCAAAAUGCUUCACACCGAAUACAAGCGACUUAAUGAUAAAGUUAGGCAGGACUCCGAUAUUGCACAUCAUCGGCUCAUCCUCUCUGAUCAGGCAAUGAUCAAACGUGUCCUUGACGAGGAAGAAGCUGUGGCCAUUGAGAAGAAAGCCGUGUACAGCAAUGUCAUGAAGAACACCGUCAUGAAGUACAAACGGUUUAGACUCGCCGAUUGGAUCAAGGAGCGUGAAAAGGAGAUGCCGGCGAGCAAGAAGCGCCAGCGUGACGUUAUGGAAGGUAAUGUCGUCAUCGUUCAGACUGGGCUGACGUCUGCUCAGGAAGUUCAGCUUCUUCAUCGCCUCCGCACGCCCAUUGACGACCUGGGCGAAUAUGGCUACACCCCAGAGACUCCCAGCGAUGAGGCAAUUGCCAAAAGCAAGGACGGUCUUGCCGCAGCCCAUGGUUGGGAGCAGUGUGACCGCUGCAACCAGCGCUUCGAGGUGUUUGCCGGCCGACGCGAAGGGGACGGCGCCCUCGCGUCGGGCGGCGCGUGCAACUUCCACUGGGGCAAGACUUACUUCCCUGAGAAGAGCAGCACAAGCGAACGCGGCAAGCAAGCGAAACACUACCUCUGCUGCAGCGAGCAGGUGGGCGACUCUGUCGGCUGCAUUUCGCAUCCAAAUCACGUCUUCAAAGUGUCCGACUCGAAGCGGCUGGCGGUUCUGCUCAACUUUAUGGCCACGCCGGAGAAUGCCGCGGUACCCGCGGACCGUGCCGUAUGCUUUGACUGCGAAAUGGGCUACACGGUCCACGGCAUGGAGCUCAUCCGACUCACGGCCACGUCCUGGCCGGACGGUGCUGAGAUCCUCGACGUCCUCGUGAGACCCUUUGGCGAGAUCCUCGAUCUCAACUCGCGCUUCUCGGGCGUCUGGCCCAACGAUAUUGCGCUCGCUGAGGCCUGGCACCCCGGCGACCCUCUCGUCCCGCCCCCCGAGGGCAGCGUCACGGGCUCGACGUACGUCUCCGGCAGCGAGGACGCCCAGGUCUCCCGGAGAAAACUCAAGAUCGUGCCGUCUCCCGCUGUGGCGCGGGAUCUGCUGUUUUCUCUCAUCGCGCCGUCGACCCCGCUCAUCGGCCACGGGCUGGAGAACGACCUCAACGCGGUGCGCGUCAUCCACCCGACGCUCAUCGACACGGUGCUCACGUUCCCGCACAAGAACGGCCUGCCGUACCGACAGGGCCUGAAGCAGCUCAUGAGCACGCACCUCAACCGCCAGAUCCAGGUCCAGCACGGCCCCAAGAUGGAAGGCCACGACUCCGCCGAGGACGCGCGCGCCGCCGGCGAGUUGGUGCGCUUCCGCGUCGCCAAGGAGUGGGCGGACAUGAAGCGCCGCGGCUGGAAGGUCGUCGAUGGCGAGCUCGUGGCGCCGCCGGCUGCGGCCGGUAGUGGUGAGGGCAGAUCUUCUAACAACAGCGAGGGUGGUGGCGGCGGUGGUGCCUUGACAGAGGCGUUCAUCGAAGGGGAUAAACAGAUGACUGCAGAUUGA
Messenger RNA from Cordyceps fumosorosea ARSEF 2679, 1977 nucleotides. RefSeq names its product Ribonuclease H-like protein. Bases 1 to 1977 code for a protein of 658 amino acids. Lineage: Eukaryota; Fungi; Ascomycota; Sordariomycetes; Hypocreales; Cordycipitaceae. The transcript has a single exon. The record is from RefSeq and is a predicted model, not a curated record. Gene Ontology annotation, cellular component: nucleus. Gene Ontology annotation, molecular function: exonuclease activity; nucleic acid binding.